AUGACAUCACUUCCGGCGUCGUUCAACGUCACGACCGACGUCCUCGCGUCACUUCUGGCCGCACCAGAAGAGAAGGGCACUCCUGGAUCUUCCCGCCGAAACGCCAUCUUGGGCCUGGUGCCGGAUCUUCCCGCAGUCCUAAGCCUCAGCCGUGAAGCCCGGGGUGAUGCCUCAAGCCUCUUGUCUCCGUCCCCGGCUUCCUCCGCCAUCCAGCUUUUCCGGCCAACGCCACCCUCCACUGUCACUGCUGACUGCCUUGGACCCGGAACUGCGCCAGGCGCUCGUCUUCUCUCCACUUCGGUGAGCACUUCAUCCAGGGAACCCGCUCGGUUUGAAUCCAG
Messenger RNA from Pelobates cultripes (western spadefoot toad), 341 nucleotides. Lineage: Eukaryota; Metazoa; Chordata; Amphibia; Anura; Pelobatidae. The record is from the annotation of a GenBank genome assembly.